UUGAUUGGUUCUCAGCCGUAUCCGGUGGGGCAGCGGUCCAGGGCUCGGGAAAAAAAAAUCGAAAAGAGGAGGAGGAUCUGGUAACGGUGCGCUUUGAGAAAUAUCUUGCAUUCCGAGUCGCUGUCUAAAGGCUCGGCGGGAUUUUACCAUUUCUUCACAAAAGGUUAGAGGUCACAGAGUAGGGUUGCGGCUGUCGUCAUGGCAUCUGGAAGUACGAGCAGCGAGGAGGAGCGGAGCCUGAGGGAGUGUGAGCAGUAUGUGCAGAAACACAACAUUCAACAGCUGCUGAAGGACUGCAUUGUCCAGCUGUGCACCUCCAGGCCAGAUAGGCCCAUGGCCUUCCUCAGGGAGUACUUCGAGAGGCUGGAGAAGGAGGAGGCCAAGCAGAUUCAGAACCAGCAGAAGGCCAGCAGUUCCCGUUCAGACUCCCGUGAUGAGGAGGUGUCUCCGCCCAUGAACCCUGUGGUAAAGGGUCGCCGGCGGAGAGGCGCCUUCAGCGCAGAGGUUUACACAGAAGAGGAUGCCGCCUCGUAUGUCAGAAAGGUCAUUCCAAAAGACUACAAAACAAUGGCUGCCUUGGCCAAAGCUAUUGAAAAGAAUGUUCUCUUCUCACACCUGGAUGACAAUGAGAGGAGUGACAUAUUUGAUGCAAUGUUUCCAGUCACCUACAUUGCUGGGGAAACAGUUAUUCUGCAGGGUGACGAAGGUGACAAUUUCUAUGUCAUCGACCAAGGGGAGAUGGAUGUGUAUGUGAACAACGAAUGGGUGACCAGCAUCGGGGAAGGAGGCAGCUUCGGAGAGCUGGCGCUCAUCUAUGGCACCCCAAGGGCAGCGACUGUCAGAGCCAAGACCAACGUUAAACUGUGGGGCAUCGACAGAGACAGCUACAGGAGAAUACUUAUGGGAAGCACUUUGAGAAAGAGGAAGAUGUAUGAGGAAUUCCUCAGAAAAGUCUCCAUUUUAGAGUCUCUUGACAAAUGGGAGCGUCUGACAGUCGCCGAUGCCUUGGAGCCCGUCCAGUUUGAGGAUGGACAAAAGAUUGUUGUGCAAGGAGAGCCCGGAGAUGAGUUCUUCAUCAUCUUAGAGGGCUCUGCAGCUGUGUUGCAGCGUCGCUCAGAGAACGAGGAGUUUGUGGAAGUUGGGAGAUUAGGACCAUCAGACUACUUUGGUGAGAUCGCUCUGCUGAUGAACCGCCCCCGUGCUGCCACCGUGGUCGCCCGCGGCCCCCUGAAGUGCGUCAAGCUCGACCGGCCCCGCUUCGAGCGCGUGCUGGGUCCCUGCUCAGACAUCCUCAAACGCAACAUCCAACAGUACAACAGCUUUGUCUCGCUGUCUGUCUGAGGGAGCGUCUGUCCUCACACUCUCCUCUCCCCUGCACCCUCUCCACCUCUUCUUCUCUCCUUUCAGACCCAGGGUCCACCAAUGCUUUUUUUGCUUUCUGUCACUUUCUUCCGAUUUCAGUUCCCUUCCCCACUCCCACUCUUUAUUUUACACACAGAUUAUUUUGUUGUUCCCACCGGUCACGCGGAUGUGACUUUUUAGCCAUUCACCAGCGCUUGUACCAGCUGCUGUACGCUACCUUGUAGGCACAGUUACACCACAUGUUACUUAUGUUAUAUAUGUAUUUGCUGGUUAAGCUUUCUUUUUUUCAGUACGAAGCGGGAGAUCUGAAAGGUUCUCAGACUGAUGAGACAGACAAUCAGACUUUACAUCGCGCUUUCAGUGAAAUUAUUUUUCUUACAGACUGAAUUGAAGAGUUUCCUUUUUUUUGACAUCAAUUAGCUUGAUUACACAACAGAGUAGAGCAGAACCUAGAAACUGUAGAGGGCGUGAAGAGGUUUCAGUGAUGAUCUUAAUGCUCCAGUUUGGUUAUCUUUGAUUGGUACGAUGAGAAAACGAUGUCUGUUUUGCUUAGUUUGAGAGAGCUUGUACAACAAAGAUUUUUAUUGUGCAGCUACCAGGCUAGUGCCAAAUGUUGAUUACUGUCACAAUGCAAAGAUGCAUAGCCGUGGAAAUGCAGUGUGUGCUCUGUUCCAGACAGGAAGUAGUUAUCACCCUGUAGAUCUUAAUUGACAGGACGACCAUACAAGAACUGCCUUGACUACUCUGAGGAAAAUAAAUAAAUAAAUAAGAAAGGAGAAAAAAAAAAGAGUAUUAAGUGUAUUUCAGUAUUCAGUUUCUUUAGUAUAUACCAAAUAACUUGGUCACUCUUCUGCUAUGGUUUGUAAUCAAAAUGUUAUCAUAGUAUAGUUAAAAUGAUCCUAGUUAUAUUAUUAUCAUUGACUAAAUGAUAAGCUUAUGGUUUGGAGUGAUGGUGAUCGUUAAAAAAAACAAAACAAAAACAUGUUGAACUGUCUUUUGUAAACACUUAUUUUUCCAUAAAUUCUAUUUUAGGUGUCCAGUGCCACAAAGUAAAAUAAAUGCUUCUUCUUGUCAACUGACGAAACAGUAUGUAAUUGUAUUGUGUAAAAUGUCAUGGGUAAAAAAAAAAACAUUUUAAAAUAGAUCAAAGGGAUAAUUAAAGGUUUAUUGAAGUGGGAAUACAAAGUGGUUUAAAGGAUUUUCAGGACAUCUGAAGUAUUUCUGUAUCAAAGCUUCUCACAGGUGAGCUGACAGGCAGAGUGAGCGGAUAUUUAUUUAAAACUAGUGUCAUUGCUUAUUGCCUAUUUGAAAAGGUGGCUGUCUUUUCAUCAGAGUAGCUUGUGACCUGUUCUCUAUGCUUACCUGGCAUGAUGUUUUAGGCAUCCAGUGAUCUGGUAUGAAUGGAAGUGUGUAUUUAAAAAAAAAAAAAAAAAAAAAAAGUGUCCUGCAGCUUCCUGACAGGAAUGCUGUCGAAUAUUUGGUUUGUUACUCCUUAGCUAAACUGCUUCAUGACUAUUUAGAUGCCAUAAAAUAUUAAAUCUUUCUUUAAAAAAAAAAAAAACAAAAAAAAUUCUUU
This is a messenger RNA of Archocentrus centrarchus (flier cichlid), 2938 nucleotides long. It is a transcript of the gene prkar1ab, whose product is annotated as protein kinase, cAMP-dependent, regulatory, type I, alpha (tissue specific extinguisher 1) b. Gene Ontology annotation, biological process: negative regulation of cAMP-dependent protein kinase activity. The transcript is spliced from 11 exons. NCBI's taxonomy places the organism in Eukaryota, Metazoa, Chordata, Actinopteri, Cichliformes, Cichlidae. Gene Ontology annotation, cellular component: cytosol; cAMP-dependent protein kinase complex. Gene Ontology annotation, molecular function: cAMP-dependent protein kinase inhibitor activity; protein kinase A catalytic subunit binding; cAMP binding. The record is from RefSeq and is a predicted model, not a curated record. The coding region runs from base 199 to 1341 and encodes 380 amino acids.